Melanotaenia boesemani (Boeseman's rainbowfish) is the source of this 2060-nucleotide messenger RNA. It is a transcript of the gene asb16, whose product is annotated as ankyrin repeat and SOCS box containing 16. Gene Ontology annotation, biological process: neuronal action potential; negative regulation of delayed rectifier potassium channel activity; intracellular signal transduction. Gene Ontology annotation, molecular function: transmembrane transporter binding. The coding region runs from base 386 to 1780 and encodes 464 amino acids. Gene Ontology annotation, cellular component: axon initial segment; synapse; membrane. NCBI's taxonomy places the organism in Eukaryota, Metazoa, Chordata, Actinopteri, Atheriniformes, Melanotaeniidae. The record is from RefSeq and is a predicted model, not a curated record. The transcript is spliced from 7 exons.
AGAUUAAUUGCUGGGUUAAACAGCAUUUUGAAUUUUGAGUAACAUUGCUGUGUUCAUUGUGAAGUUAAACAUCGAUUGACAAUCUUGACAUUUCAUUGCUCUUUGUUUGUUUGGCUGUCAGAGAGAUAAAUCCCGGGUUAGUGCUGCCAUCUGGUGCCCACAGUAAAUAGAACUAGUAUCAGUUUGCAUUUUGACCUAUUAAUAUCUCGAGCUGAACUUGUAUUUGUGCAGCAAUCUUGUGACUGUGCUCACAGAGGAAGGGCAUUUCAUUUUAAGUCUCUUUAUUUAUCAAAUAUUAUAUUAGGCUAAAUCCAGUCAUGAAAGUGUUUACUUGACCUCUUGUUUUGAUUCCUUUUACCUCUUGGCAUUUCCAUUAAAGGGUGUAAUGUCAAAGGACAUGUUUCCAUUCACUUCCACCUCACUCCGCUCUCUGAGACUGGAGCAGGAAUUUCAAGAGUGGGAGGAUGCACGGCAAGCUUUGGCUCAUAGUAGAACCAUGACCAGGGCCCCGCUUCCUCCUGCCCCCCGGCCUCCUCCGAGGCAGCAGCGUCUCCAGGAGGUUCGAGCCCCUCCACCCCAGCACCGCUGCAGAGACACAGCCAUCCACAACACCUUUAUGUGUGGGGACAUUAAGGGAGUAUAUGCAGUACUGAAGGACCCUGCGAUGGUCAACGCCCUGAUGGAGACGGUGCAUGAGGAGAUGGUGUGGGCUCCAGAGAUGGGCAUGUGGACGCUGAGUUCAAAGGUGAAACAAACCUCAGCCUUACGCCUGGCUGCCAGCAGAGGACACACAGCAUGUGUGGAGGAGCUGCUGUUUCGUGGAGCCGAGGUGAACGCCGAUCCCGGAGGAAACACCGCCCUCCAUGAUGCCUGCAUAGGCGGACAUUCCAUUUGUGUCCAGCUCCUGCUGUCUCAUGGUGCAGAUCCUGCACUGUUGGCAGCAGAGGGCAGUGCUUCACUUCACCUCUGUACCUCAGCCCAGUCAUUACACUGUGCUAAGCUGCUUUUGGAAGGAGGUGCCGACAUCAAUGUGAGGACCAGAGAGUCACGGCUCACACCUCUGCAUGUGGCUUCUCGGAGAGGCCUUGAGGAGCAUGUGGAGCUCUUCCUCAGCCACGGAGCAGAUGUUUUAGCCACAAAUCGAGAGGGGGAGACGCCUCUAAAUGCUGCGUGCUCUGGAGCAGAAAGGCCAUCUGAGGCCGGCCGGUACCUCCGAGUGAUCCAGAAGUUGCUGGAUGCUGGAGCUGACCCCCGAACUGCUGGCCGGAAGCAGCACACUCCUCUGCACAAUGCCUGUGCAAACUGCUGCCACAGGAUUGUAGACAUCCUCCUGCAGCAUGGAGCAAAGCCUGAUGUUGUCAACUGUGCAGGAUACACACCAAUGGAUUGUUUGUUACAGGUGGUGGAGGAUUACCCGAACCAACAGCCUGAGGUUAUUGCACAAUCACUUCUGAACCAUGGAGCUAAACCAGUUUCACCAAAGAUGCUAAAGCAGUGCGUCCUCUCUCCUGCUACUCUGGAGGUGAUGCUGAACUCGUAUCCAUCCAUCCCUGCCUGUGACUGGAUGGACUCUCUGUCUGCUGACAUGUUGGAGGAACACCAGCCAUUCUUCCUCUUGGUGCAUGAGCAGCGUGGUCAGCCUCGUUCUCUGCAGCAUCUCUGUCGAUGGGCUUUACGUCAGCAUUUCAGAGGCCAGUGUCACUCUGCAGUCAGUAAACUAGACAUUCCCAGCUCAGUCAAGGAUUAUCUGCUGCUGCGUAAUGAUGGAACGCUCCAUUAAAUUUGUUUUGUGCAAUAUAUUUCUGACAGUAUGGUGCCUCUCUGGAAACAUCAUUUUAUAUUAAUUUAGAAAUUCCUAAAUCUGUUAAUCUAGAUGUUUUGAUGAAUGUGUUAUUCUUUUAUUCACUAUUCUUCUGUUGGACUGAUACUUAUAUGUUCUUGGUGUUACUGUUUUACUGCAAAUAUUAGUAACAGUGUUCUUGCAUAAAACUACUAAUACUCUUUUGAAGGUGUAAGAAAAGAAGAUAAAACUAAAAGCACACAGAGAGCAGACCUCCACC